UUGGGAAGGGAGAAGACGAGUGCAUGUAGCUUUAGCUUUUGAAAUUAUUAUAUUAUUUUGUUGCAGAGUCAUGUAUUUUUUCCUGUGAUGUCAGCAGAUAAAGAUACCCUCUCUCUUAAACGAAACAGAGGUGGAGAUGGUGGGUUGGAUGGCUUAGGAGGGCCAGGCAUACUGGGAAGCCCUGAUAAGAAAAAGCGCAAGUCAAGUACACAGGUGUCUUCUUUUCCUCCUCUUUCUGAGUAUGCUCCACCACCAAACCCCAGCGUUGAUCACCUUGUAGCUGCCAACCCUUUUGAUGACAGCUAUAAUCCUGUAUCCUAUAAACCUCUGCCUUCUGGAAAUCCUUAUUUUGGCAAUCCUAACUAUUCCGGUUUUGGUGGGUACAACUUUCACAGAAUGCCACCGCACAUGCAACCCAGAAUGCCUUCUCUUUAUGGAGGUCCUUACCCCAUGCGAAACCAACCCCAUCCGUUUCCACAGAUGCAAGUGGGCAUGGGUUUUAAUCACACUCACGGCUUUAACUUUGGUCCCCACGAUAAUCCAAAUUUCAGAAACCAACCAGUGUUUACUUAUCAUAUGAACUCAAAUAUGAGCUUACCACCUCAUCCGCCUUUUAGACCAGGCCCAGGAGAAAACUUCAACCAAAUGCCACUACAGAAUAUGAACCAAAACACAAAUUCAGACAUGGGCUCCAACUUUGGGCCAGAGAGCAACACAAAUAUGAAUCCGCCAAUGGGCCCUAACAUGGAUGGCAACCAUGGUUUUAUACAGUCACAUAGUAGUAACCACAAUCAGGUAAAUGCUGUCGCUCCAAAACAAGACAACAGUCAAGGCCCAAAUAAAAACCUCAGUCAAAGCCCAUAUCAAAACUCUGCUUCUCAUCAGCCUUCUCAGAGUCCAGAAGAAAGUGUAAACCAGGACCUUUCAAACCCGAAAGUUACCAAUAAACACAGUUCCCCCAAUCAAGAAAGCAGUCAUUCAAACACUCCUGAAAACAUUAGUGGUAGCCAUGGUAACAGUAGCGCUCAGAACAAGUCUCACGCAGCCAUUGAAGGUGUUGCAGCUGAGAGCAGCAGUAGUAAAACAGUCGCACACCCGAUUCAGCUGAGUCAGUCUUCUGCAAAUCCUGUUUAUCCUUGCGGAAUUUGCAUGAAUGAAGUCAAUGACGACCAGGAGGCCAUUUUGUGCGAGGCUUCUUGUCAGAAAUGGUUUCACAGGGUUUGCACCGGCAUGACAGAGAUGGCCUACAACCUUCUAACGGCAGAAGCAGCAGCGGUGUGGGGCUGCGAUACCUGCAUGGAGAACAAGGAGGUCCAGCUCACAAAACCAAGGCAAACAAGCAGGAAACAAUGAUGGAUAACAACAAAGGCUUUAAAAUAAAUUUAAAAAAUCUUUUUUUCUUUCAUAGUUUUUUUUUUUUUAACUUUUUGUUUACUUCAGAAGCUAAUGAAUGUCUUCAGAUAAUAUAUCAUCAGUGUGCUUGUUAUUAGAUUGACUGACUUUUUCAAGACUUCAAAAGUCUCAGAUGAUUAACAAUGCUGUAAUCCUUCAUCCGAUCACACCCUAAAGUAGUUAUUUAUUGUAUCCUCUUAAUCAUGGAGUGGAAUGACCUUCCAACAAUGUGAUUGUACACUUUUGUAACAUUCUGUCACGUGUACAGUCUGUUGGUAUUUUUCCUAUUGGAGUGUAUGCUCCUUUUUUAUUUAAAGCAAAAAAUAAUUGAUUUUAAUUGUGGUGAUACAGCAGAAUGGAAAUGGAGUGUGCAUGGCAUUGUGUAUCAUAAAGCAAACACAGCAAAUGAUUCCGGAGAGAAUGAUAAUCUUGGCAGUGGCUUUUGAUUGUAAAUGCAGGAAGAAGUAAUAUGAGUAAGGCAGUUUCGUUUGGAUGGUGUUCUUUUGACCAUCUGUGUUUGUUAAUAAUGCUGGGUAAAAAGAGUAUAGUUUUCUUGGUACCAUGCUAUUUUCAAAUGUAAAGCUUGUGAUGUUCCAAAAUCUUUUUAUUUAUUUUAUUAUUUGCUAAUGAGAUACGUUUACUUAAUUAUGGCUCUAAACCAUGCUUUUUACAGACAUUUUAUCUAAUUAUAAUACAUUUUACACUUGUGAACCAAAUCAUACAUAUACUUUUAACUAUAUAUUGUAACUUUUAUAUACAUUUAUGCAUUUGUCUACUUAUUUACUACCUCAAAGCGCCUGACACAAUUCAGAUGUAAUUUGCAAGGUGACCUGUGUGACUAAAGUCAAUGACAUCUGCCUAAUGUUGUUUUCUAAAAUACUAAAAGUUCACAUGCCCUUUUAGACUUUAUUCAGAGGACAAUAGUAUAUGAAACUAGCUGAUAACUGAAUGCAUAAAAUGUCCUUGUCAAUGAUCUGGUGCUGUGGAACACCUUAAACAAAUGUAUUUAUGAUGUUAAAUUAAAGUUGCCAUAUGUAAUUUAUAAUAAAUAUUUUAACUAUACCAAUUGUAAAGGGAUUUAUUAACUGCCAACAUACUACCAAUAUAUUUUAAGUUGUUUAGGGUAAAGCUUUUUAGUUUGGCUUCCAUUUAUUGGCAGUCAGUGUAAUUGCACCAGUAUUGUAUUACAGCAGCACUACAGAAUGUUUCAUGUUUAUUAACAUAUUUAGAUUUAACUAAUUUAAUGCAACCAGAAAGGACAGGUUCUUAUUAAAACAAACAAACACAAACAAUACUUGUUGGUGGGUAGUGUGUAUAAAUUGGUUCCAUAUUGGUGACAUUUGUAUCUUAUAAUAAAAAAUAAAUAAUAAUAAUACACAUUUUUUUAGGCUAAAAAAUGUCCUAGUGAAAAGUAAAGGUGUGUAAUUCAAAUUGAAAAAAUACUUAAAAAAAAGAACGUUGUUUAACUUUUCACCCUGGUGAACUGAAUUACUAUGUAAUUAAAAGCGAUGAAAUAUUGUAAGUUGUGUUUUAAGCUACUGUAUGAGACACUUGAUAUCUUGCAACUAUUGUACACUACCCUAUGUAUGAGUAGGAAGCAGACCUGUAGUUGUAUAAUGGUAACUGUUAUAGGAUACUUACCUGAGAUCAUUUUACAAUCCCCUUAGCCAGCCCCAAUGUAUAGCUGCAAUAUGGGUACAAAUUUUUAAGUGGUUAUUAAAUAGUAUUAUAUAAAUCAACAGAUAAUAGGGCAGGUAUAUGAAGAGUAUCAUGAUAAUACAAUUGUACAGAGUUAAAAUUCUCAGUUCUUCUAGUAAAUGUGAUUCGUUUAAUCAGAUUUAAAUGGUGUAAGUAGAUUGUGUUUGGUACUCCUUCAAUGUGUUCGGGUCUGUAGCUGUAGCUAUAUAUGGGGUUAAGCAUCGACAGAAAUAUCCUGUUGGAAAAUCCCUUGGUAAUAACUUAAUUUGCAACUACAUGUCUGCUAGUAUCGCAUACCUUGGCCUGUCAUUAGAAAUUGUGUUUUGUAAGUAAAGACAUUUAAGAGUGGAGCUGCUAUUUGUUAUGCCUUGCCAGGGAUGUAAUGUUUCAUGCGCAUUGAUUAUAUUUGCAGAACUUUCAUUACGAAAUAUUUCAGUAUUUCUGAAUGAUUUAAAAAAAAAAAAAAAAUUUAGCAGUAGUGGGACGAGUUAACAAUAAAACCCAAUGCUAAUAAUGACUAAAGUUGUUUAAAGACUAUUUUGUUUCUGUGUAUUAAUAAAAACUUUCC
Messenger RNA from Polyodon spathula (Mississippi paddlefish), 3658 nucleotides. Its product is annotated as pygopus homolog 1-like. The transcript has 3 exons. The coding region runs from base 88 to 1353 and encodes 421 amino acids. NCBI's taxonomy places the organism in Eukaryota, Metazoa, Chordata, Actinopteri, Acipenseriformes, Polyodontidae. The record is from RefSeq and is a predicted model, not a curated record.